This is a messenger RNA of Myotis lucifugus (little brown bat), 4100 nucleotides long. It is a transcript of the gene ARAP2, whose product is annotated as ArfGAP with RhoGAP domain, ankyrin repeat and PH domain 2. The annotation marks the transcript as partial. The record is from RefSeq and is a predicted model, not a curated record. Gene Ontology annotation, biological process: signal transduction. Lineage: Eukaryota; Metazoa; Chordata; Mammalia; Chiroptera; Vespertilionidae. Gene Ontology annotation, molecular function: GTPase activator activity; protein binding. The transcript has 21 exons.
CUUUGGAGCGAGUUUCAGGCACCAAGUGAUUUCCUCGGUGGAGAUGAUGAGUUUGCUCUGAUCUUCCAGCUCCCCCGCAUCCUGCUCCUGGGGCGCGGGGGACGACAGGCCUGUAAAUACACGCUCAUGACUGUCAUCUGACUUCACCUGCCGCCGCCGCACACCUUGCGCGGCGACCUGUGGGCAGUGAGUGGACCAGAUUGAUCUCGCGCCUCUACUGUGGGAGGCAGGUCUCUUGGGGGGAUGGGUGUCCAUCUCAUUUCGAAAAGCUGGAGCACAUAAAGCACUCAGUAUGGAGAAAAUACCAUUUUGAGACAUUUUUCUGUUGCCGGUGAGAGAGGAAGAACCAAUACAGAAGCGCACCCUGCUGUAUGUGUGUCUCAUUGUACUGCUUUUUAUAAAGCAGCUUAGUGAUGAAGCCACCAUUAUGUCCUCAGUCAGUGAAGUAAAUGUCGAUAUCAAAGAUUUCCUCAUGAGCAUUAAUUUGGAGCAGUAUGUCUCACAUUUCCGGGAGUUUGGUUUUCAUACCGUGAAGGACUGUGCAGCCAUAGAUGACAGCGUGCUACACAAAAUUGGAAUAUCACCUACAGGACACCGGAGGAGGAUCAUUAAACAGUUACAGAUAAUCUUGUCAAAAAUGCAAGAUAUCCCAAUAUAUGCAAAUAUUCAUAAAAUAAAGAAGAAUGAUGAGACUUCGAAGGGUCACCCCGCUCCAUCUUCUGGCCAGGAUACCUGCAUAGAACUGUCAGAUUCAUCUGGCGUUCAGACACCUAGCCCGGCGCACUUGGAGACUGUUACAAAACAUCUCGAUCAAAGUGACAUUGGUGUGGAAAAUAGCCAGUGUCUUAAAUCAGAUGAUGAGCUCUCUCUUCCUAAACACAGCUUUCCCAUUCAUGAAGAAGGACACCAUCUGAAAUUCGGUUCUUUUCAAGAUUCUUUAUUGGGUAGUGAAAAUAUUCAAAUAGAAUCUUUGAUUGCAAAGGAGACUGUGGAUUGUACAACUAAAGAACAACAAACAGAAAAAGUCGAUUUGAACUCAGAAGAUGUGAACAAGCUUCCGAAUGUAGACCCUGACCGCCUUCCUUCCCUUGGCUGUUCAGUAUCAGAAGCCAAUUCUGGACAUGGAACGAAUGGUUUAUUAGAAAGGUCACCACCAUCCCCUCUCUUUAACUUUCAAGGACAAAUGGUUAUAAAUGAUUUGUAUGUUCCAUCAUCACCAUUCCUAACACCUAUGAGAAGUCGUAGCAAGUUGGUUUCAAGGCCAUCUCGAUCUUUUCUGCUAAGACAUCGGCCCGUACCAGAGAUUCCAGGGUCAACAAAAGGAAUUUCAGGGAGCUAUUUCCGUGAGAGAAGAAAUGGUGCUACCUCAACUGGAAAAUCGGUGACACAGCACAAUUCAAAUGAGGAGAAUUCAUCUUCCAUCUUUCCUUAUGGAGAGACCUUUCUCUUCCAGAGACUAGAAACUUCCAAGAAAAAGUCUAUAAGGAAUGAAUUUUGGGCCCAUGAAGAAACACUCAAAGGGAAAGCAACAACUGAAAGAAACUCUUUUUUUGUCCAAUCAAGCAUAUAUGAUAACAGGAAGGAGAAUGUAAGUGAAGACAAAGUGGAAGAUAUUUGGAUACCUCGAGAGGACAAAAACAACUUUCCGACUGGCGGAGCUGCAGAUUCAGAAUAUUCAACAGUAGAAGAAUGCUUUCAGAGUUUAAAAAGAAAAAAUUCAAAGGCAUCUAAAUCCAGGACUCAAAAAGUAUUGAACUUGGACCCUGUUAAUAGGCACAGUUAUCCCUUAAGCUCAACGAGUGGAAAUGCUGAUUCAUCAGUCAUUUCCUCAAGUCCAAUAUCUCCUUAUGCCUGCUUUUAUGGAUCGUCUGCGAAGAAGGUUAAAUCGGGCUGGCUAGACAAACUCUCUCCUCAAGGAAAACGCAUGUUUCAGAAGAGAUGGGUGAAAUUUGAUGGCUUUAGCAUUUCUUAUUACAAUAACGAGAAGGAGAAGUAUUCAAAAGGAAUAAUUCCCCUUUCUGCUAUAUCUACAGUACGAGUUCAAGGAGACAACAAAUUUGAGGUUGUUACAACACAAAGAACUUUUGUUUUUAGAGUAGAAAAAGAAGAGGAGAGAAAUGACUGGGUCAGCAUACUACUGAAUGCACUGAAAUCGCAGUCCCCCUCCUCGCAGUCUCAAGCAGCUGCUGCGCCUGAGAAAUGUGGAUAUCUUGAACUGAGAGGGUAUAAAGCCAAAAUUUUUACUGUGUUAAGUGGAAACAGCGUGUGGCUCUGCAAAAACGAACAGGAUUUUAAGGGUGGAUUUGGUAUUACCAUAAUCCCGAUGAAUGUAGCCAAUGUAAAGCAAGUGGACCGGACUAUGAAACAAUCUUUUGAGAUAAUCACGCCCUAUAAGAGUUUUAGCUUUGUAGCCGAGUCUGAAAAGGAGAAACAAGAGUGGAUUGAAGCUGUGCAGCAAUCGAUAGCAGAAACUCUCUCUGAUUAUGAAGUAGCUGAGAAGAUUUGGUUCAAUGAGUCCAACAGGAGCUGUGCAGAUUGCAAAGCCCCAGAUCCGGACUGGGCAUCCAUCAAUCUCUGCGUCGUCAUCUGCAAGAAGUGUGCAGGACAACAUAGAUCUUUAGGACCAAAAGAUUCCAAGGUUAGAAGUCUAAAAAUGGAUGCAAGCAUUUGGAGUAAUGAACUCAUCGAGCUUUUUAUUGUCAUUGGAAACAAAAGAGCAAAUGACUUUUGGGCUGGUAACCUUCAAAAAGAUGAAGAAUUACACAUGGACGCGCCUGUAGAAAAGAGAAAAAGCUUCAUUACCCAGAAGUACAAAGAAGGGAGAUUCAGAAAAACCCUUUUGGCAUCUCUCACCAAGGAGGAAUUAAAUAAGGCUCUGUGUGCUGCUGUGGUGAAAUCGGAUGUUCUGGAAACAAUGGCUUUGCUCUUCAGUGGAGCAGACGUCAUGUGUGCAACCGGAGACCCCGUGCACAGCACCCCCUACCAGCUGGCCAAGAAGGCUGGGCAGAGUCUGCAAAUGGAAUUUCUCUACCACAACAAGUUCUCAGAUUUUCCUCAACACGACGUUCAUUUCGAAGGUGGAUUAAGUCAAGAGUCCGCCCAGUGCACGUUCCUCUGUGACUUUUUGUACCAGGCUCCUUCUGCUGCUUCCAAACUCCCUGCAGAGAAAAAACUGCUGGAAGAGACAAAUAAAAAGUGGUGUGUUUUGGAAGGAGGCUUCCUGAGUUACUAUGAAAAUGACAAGUCUACCACUCCCAAUGGCACCAUUAACAUCAGUGAUGUCAUCUGCCUGGCUGUGCACAAAGAGGACUUCUAUAUAAACACCGGGCCCAUCUUCACCUUUGAGAUCUAUCUGCCCUCAGAACGUGCGUUUUUAUUCGGAGCUGAAACAUUUCAAGCCCAAAGAAGAUGGACAGAGGCAAUAGCUAAGCAAUUUGUUCCCUUUUUUGCUGAAAACUUAACACAAGCUAAUUAUGAUUUGAUUGGUCAACUCUACUACAAAGACUGCCAUGCCCUGGAUCAGUGGAAAAAAGGCUGGUUUGCUAUGGACAAGUCUAGUUUGUGUUUUUGCCUUCAAACGCAGGAAGUUCAGGAAGAUAGAAUGAACUUAAGAAGACUGCAAGAGCUAACUAUCAGCACAAUGGUUCAAAAUGGGGAAAAAGUGGAUAUUUUGCUCUUGGUAGAGAAAGGGAGAACAUUGUACAUCCACGGGCACACCAAGUUGGAUUUCACAGUCUGGCAUGCUGCAAUUGAGAAAGCAGCAGGUACAGAUGGAAAUGCUUUGCAGGAUCAGCAGCUCAGCCAAAACGAUGUUCCCAUCAUCGUGAACAGCUGUAUAGCAUUUGUUACGCAGUAUGGUUUAGGGUGCAAAUAUAUCUAUCAAAACAGUGGUGAUCCUUUGCACGUAAGUGAACUCCUGGAGAGUUUCAAAAAAGAUGCCAGAAGCUUUAAAUUGAGGGCUGGAAAGCAUCAGCUUCAAGACGUGACGGGCGUGCUGAAAAGGUUUCUGUCCGACAUCGACGAUGCGCUUCUCACUAAGGAGCUCUAUCCAUACUGGAUCUCUGCUUUAGGUAAUACACGUCAUGUAUAUAAUCAUAAAG